GGCUGGCGGCUCGUCACUGGCCGUCUGUUGUUCGCCGUUGCUCCAGAGCACCAGCGCCUGUGACAGUGGACAGCUUUGAUUCAUGCUGUGGAGGAGCCUCGUUUUGGGAUUUGCAGAAUAGUUAAUGCGUCGAGAACUGAGCGCAUGAAGGAGGAGAAGAUGAAUGUGGAGGCUCUAAGCAGAGCGGAGCUCCUGACUCUCCUCAGUGUCCUGGAAGGAGAGCUGGAGGCCCAGGAUGUGGUCAUACAUGCCCUCAGGGCUCAGCACAGAGACGCCUUCGUCCAGGAGCGCUACGCUCAGUACGACCUCAGCGACCCGUUCCUGGCUCUGCAGCGCGACGCCGAGGCCGGCGAGCGGCAGGACGCGCCGCGGCCGCGCCGCGCGGCGGGCGCCAACCCGCUGGCCGUGCUCAAGCUGGUCAUGGCCCACUGUAAACGGAUGCAGGACAGGAUGCUGGGACAGCUGGCGGCUGCAGAGAGCAGACACAGGAAGAUCAUAGCCGACCUGGAGGAGGAGAAGCACCUGCGCGCCCUGGAGUCCGCGCAGAACGACGACUUCACCUUCAUGCUUCAGACAGAAAGGGAAAAACUCCUGAAACAGCUGGAUUCGGAGCGUGCAGCCGUGCACAGGCUGGAGAAGGAGCAGGCCCAGGCGGUGAGCAAGGUGGAGCAGUCACUGUCCCAGCAGCAGCAGCUCUCCUCAUCUCUGAGCCUGGAGCUGCAGAGAGCCAGCAGCCAGGCCCAGCAGGAGGCGCAGCGGGUCCACGAGCUGCGCUCCUCGCUCCAGGAGCAGACGCGCACGCUGGAAAACCUCCAGGACGCCCUUGAAAACGAGAGGAGCAGGGCGGCCGAGCUGGAGGCGCGCUGCGAGAGGCAGCUGGCCGAGUUCGGCGCGGAGCGCGAGCAGAUGACGGCCAGGAUCGGCGAGGAGGAGGAGCGGAGCCGGGAUCUGGAGCGACAGGUGAAGGAGCUGAGGAGGAGGUUGGUUGACGGCUGCAAAGAAGAGGCUGUGACGGAGGAGAAAGGAUGCCGUUCGAAGACGGCGCUGGUGUCCACCUCUGUUCAGACUGAGGCGGACGGGAAGGUGAACGUCACCCCGAAAUCCAUCGCUCUGUCAAAGGUGAGCGGGCAUCAGACUCACAAGGAGACUGAGCCGAAACAGGAGGCGAGAGGCGCCGAGAAUGGAGGGGUGCUCGAGAAUGGAGGCGCCGCCCCCCCGCAUUCACCUGUUCACCCUCACCCCCACCCUCAUCCUCUGUCUCCCUCCAGUACCGCUUCCUCCUCCCUCUCCUCCUCCCCCAUUUCCUCCCCCGUUCUUGCCAAGCGCCUGGGCAGCCCAGGCUUCCUUCAGUCGCCCUUCCAGACCGGGGCGAACCAGCGGUUCCAGGCCGCCAGGCACAGGUUCCAGAGCCAGGCCGAGCUGGAGCAGCAGCAGCACGGCGGCCCGCUUUCCCCCAGGGACCUGUCCCCCACCACCACCUCCACUCCUCCUCCGCCGGAACACAGCGCGGCUAAGCAGCUGGCCCGCAACACCGUCACUCAGGUGCUGUCCCGCUUCACCAGCCAGCAAGCGGGGGUCAAGCUGGUGCCAAUAAGCAGCUCCCCGUUCGGUACUGACUACCGCAACCUGGCGGCGUCCCCCACUGGGAGCAGGUCGCCUUCUUCAGGGCCCCUCUCUCCCGGCAUCCGUUCCCCACUCACCCCUCGCUCAGAGCGGACCCAUCCCCCUCCCAUCCCCCCCAAGAGGCCAGGCAUGAGUCCGACUCCGGGGUCUCCGAGUCACUCUGUUCGGACCAGCCUCUUCCCAGAGCUGACUGGGAACUGUGGACACAGCAAAGGGCAGGAGGGAGCCAAGGAACCGGACCUGGUUUUAUCCUCCAGCAGCUAGUGACCAGGUUUUACAAACCAACUGAUACAUACGUACAUAAAUCAACAGUUACUGUAUUAUUAUCGUCGCUAGUCCCCAAACCCACUUUGAGAGUACUAAUUACUACUAAUCAGUGCUAUAUACAAAUGCAAUCUCACCCCUACCUCUAUAACGCUAACUGAGAAACAAUCCGUCUGAAAUUAAAUAUAGUAUGUUAGAAAUUCUUUUAUUACAUUCCCUGAAUUUAUUUCUUUAUAGAGAUUUUGUGAGUUUAAAAUAUUAGAAAUAUUACAAUAAAAUAAUUUAUCUUAGUUAUUUACCACUGUAUACAAAAUGAAAACAUUUUACUGUCUAAAGGACUAAGGACUGUUGACAGAAUAAGUUUGAUAGAUUUUAUAGUUCAGCACUAUUUCCCUUUUCCUUGAAGCUCAAACUGCCAAUAAAAACCCCAUUUAUAAGUAGAAGGGCUAAAGUAUGUAAGAACCUGAAUAAUGUGUUUUACAAGAUGAUUAUGCAGUUAUUGUAAAUACUGUCCAGUAAAUCAUUGUACUUAAUAUAAUUUUAAAAAUUCCCAUUUGAUGUCUGAGUGACCAUCACAUGCACCUGAACACACUGUAGAAUGUCUCGAAAAGGGAAAAGCACACUUUGCACUACAUUACCGUAAAUACUGUAUAUCUGCAAUGUCAGCAUUUUUUUAAUCAGGGAAGGUUAAUUCCUGCUUUACCCAGACUGUGUAAAGACUGCCGUGAUCAUCAUGUCCCAUCGAUGAUCUUGAGACUUUACUCUAGCGACUUCAACUAUUGUUUCACUCUCGUCUUUACUAUUCAGUGUACAGUACAUAAUGUUGUGUCCCAACAGUUCUACGCUUCAGAUGUUUGUUCUGGUGUUUUUUUAAAAAGCAGACUUGUUUAAACCACUUUCAAUCUGUACUUUUAUACAAUGUGAGUGACAUUGUCACUUAUCUGUCUCUAUCUGUGAUUAUGCACAUCAUGAACACAUGCAGCACUGUUUCUUCACUGUUUCUGACGCCUUACAGCAUGUCAAAGGUUUCUAUUAAACAGUCUCAACUGGA
Messenger RNA from Betta splendens (Siamese fighting fish), 2938 nucleotides. Its product is annotated as CTTNBP2 N-terminal-like protein. NCBI's taxonomy places the organism in Eukaryota, Metazoa, Chordata, Actinopteri, Anabantiformes, Osphronemidae. The transcript has 5 exons. Bases 145 to 1887 code for a protein of 580 amino acids. The record is from RefSeq and is a predicted model, not a curated record.